This is a messenger RNA of Phytophthora nicotianae INRA-310, 6764 nucleotides long. RefSeq lists its product as hypothetical. Bases 157 to 5412 code for a protein of 1751 amino acids. Lineage: Eukaryota; Oomycota; Peronosporomycetes; Peronosporales; Peronosporaceae. The record is from RefSeq and is a predicted model, not a curated record. Gene Ontology annotation, cellular component: transcription factor TFIIIC complex. Gene Ontology annotation, biological process: 5S class rRNA transcription by RNA polymerase III; transcription initiation at RNA polymerase III promoter. Gene Ontology annotation, molecular function: DNA binding. The transcript has a single exon.
AUUCCAUUUAAAUUUUGAUCCAAUCGAAUCUCGCACCAACGCACUGGAAGCGCGCGAGUUCCCUACCUGCUUCGCUGCCCAGUGGCACUGCCUAGACAAGCCAGCGUGACGCGCAGGUCAAAGUUAGAGGCGUACCCACCUGCGUGCCACCGAGAAAUGGUCGUAAAGUGCUCCAUGCCGCAGUUCGUCGCGCGUUGUUUAGAGGAGAUCGGCCUCGAAGGCCGGUGCGGAGUGCCGCUGAGCGAACUAUUCGAGGUUAUGGACCCAGAAAACGACAUUGCCUACCGCCGCUAUGCUUGGAGCGUGCUACGCGGUAUGGAGAAUCAGCUGAGCUUCCACGUCAUGCGGCCACUGGAGGCCAGCGCUGGUUCUGCGGAGAAGAAGUCGAAACUGGUGGACUGUGGGACGCCACGGCGUAAGCGUAAAUGGAAGACCACUCUGAUCAAUAGCCCGAGCAUCGACACGCCUGCAGUGAAGCUGCGGGUAGACAGCGAUGCGGAGCGCACGCCCAAGCGACACAAGAGCAAGAACCAGCCGUUGCAGCCCGUGCUGCCGUCCAUGAGACGUAUAGCGGCGCAGAAGCAGCGUCGAAGAUUGUCAGAGUCCGAUUGCGAAGGUCGAGAUAGAUCAGACAGCACAAGCAGAGUGCGGAGGCGACGGCAGCGCAGUGGCGACGGGGAAAUUAUAAUUAUGGAUGAUGGAGAGAAUGACACAGUAACGAAUAACGUGACGAUGAAGAAGGAUCCGGAGAAGCAGGGAAAUGAGCAGGUACAGACACAGCAACAGGAAAAGGGAGCAGACGUGAGUAUUAAAGAGGAGGUGGGAGACGCAGCGGAUGAAACACAGUGGGUAUUACGAAGUCCACGAGGUUACCGCCUUGGAGAGGAGGUGGAUGUAGGAGGGCUGAGCUACGAAGAGGCCGUAACGAGCAAUCAGGAUGGUGUACUAGGUGUGGUGGCUUGCGAGCAGCUGAGACUAAAGUACUUGGGAGUUCAAGACGCGACGUUAAUGGACACAAUCUCACCGCAAUUUGACCUGUUGGAGAUUAUCGGUCGAUCACGAGUACGGGGGGAAAAUGCUGCAUCAUUGACAAAUUCACGACUUUUUGGAGACUCUCGGAAGCUGCACUACCUGCUGGAUAUAUUGAUCGCCUGCAAUUACGUUGUGAAGAACAUUGUGACGGCCGAUCAGAGACGAUUCAAUAUCGUUCACUUGCGGCGAUUCGCAAGCAAAUUCCACCCGUCCAUGAUAUCGCCAUCGGCUACAGUAUCUCGGCAGGCGUUCCCAAAAGAAGCUUUGGCACAGGUCAUCGUGGGCAUGAUGAAAGCACGAGGAGAAAGAACCUGUGUGUUCGCAGACAUUGGGCGCGAAUUGGGGUACGGCAAACGCCACCAGGAGCAGUUGCGGAACUAUUUUAUGCAGCAGAUGAGCGCACAACCGAGUUUUCCUCUCCAAUUGUUUAUGGCACGAUGCAAAACGGCUGGGGAGUACAUUGGGCGCAAGCUGUGGUGCAUCCGUCUAUGCGAUGGUUCGUCCUGUGUGCCAAGUGUAGCUGGUCGACGGCGUGGCUCAUCUGUGACUUUUGAGGAUCUUGGUCCUGGCACUAUGGCUGUGGGUCGCCCAGUUGUUGAACGUGGGAUCAUGGAGCAAAUGUAUGUGGCUAUUCAAGAUCGGGAGGAGGUUGGCGCAACAGUGCCUGAGCUUCGAGAUGUGUUGGGUGUUCCAACGUUCAAACUGCCAUACAAACUGGCGCAGGGAUUGAUUUCAAAUUACAAUAUUUCAGUGGAGCAAGUGGUUCUGGGCAAGAGUACAAUGUAUCGGAUGUUUGUUCCCGGUGUUGGUAAACAAAAUGAUAGCAGCGAACCUGCAAUAAUGGCAAGUAGCAGCACCAAUUCGACUGAUUCGGGUGUUGGCGUGCGGGUAACCCGGACUACGGACAAGUAUAGCACACCUAAAGAAGCGGACGGUAACGAUGACAAUAGUGGCCAGCCUCAACCUGGCACUAUGAUCCAGGCAGCACGAGGAGUGGUGAGGGCGUCAACGAUCGACAGACGAAGAAAUUACAUUCUGAAGCGGGUACAGAUGGAGAAGAUUGUAUCGCUGCAUCAAUUACGCACUGGCUUGAUUGAUAUGGAGCGAAUGGCAGAAGCGAGCACCAUGGAUAUCCGCUCAGUACGUCGUAUUGUCGAUGAACUUGUGGAGGAGAAGAAAAUGACCACGAUGGAUAUUACAUUGCCGCCGAAACAGGUUCUUCAGAAAGCGCAUCGAAAAGUGAAGUGUGCAGUGCUGCUUGGAUAUCAGCGCAGUCGUGAAUCCAUCCGAGAGUUUAUUAAAUCGUACGAGGAGGAGCAGCAGCGAAAAUACCAGGCGAAUCUUGUCGACCAUGAUAAUGAUGAUUAUGUCGUCGUAACCAAUCGCCGUAAGCAGCGCCGCACUGGUGGUGUCGUAGUGAAAGAAGAUCACACUCAGGAAGUACAUACCCAGGAAGCGCGUGACCAGGAAGUUGUCAAGUAUAGCGCCGUGUCUUACAAAUUGGCACGGCUGGGGCUAGCGAAACUGCAAAAGCAAAGUCGUCGACUAGGGAUGUUUUUCGGCAUGAUGUUUAAGUGUCGAGCAUUCCACUUCAUGAUAUGGGACCGAAUUGAGCUUUUGAGCGCUCAUUCUGCUGUUGGCGAAUCACAGGAUGCAGUAAAUUCUGGCCUAACACCUGACGGUUUGAAGGAGAUACCGUUCGUGCUGAAAGAUGUACUCGAUCUUUUGACUGUAAAAGAGUAUGUCCAGCUUGUUGGGGUCCCCGAACUGCUCACUGACCGAGAAGAAUCAGCAGUAAGGUUAGCUAUGUCGAAGGGUGGGUCAUGGGACGCACUUCCUGAAUCGCUCGCGGAAAAACUUCGGGGAUGCGAAGCAGAUCGAUUUUCGAAGAUCGUGCGUGUACUUCUCGAUCUGAGGCUUCUCCAGGUAGUGCACGAUACUCCUUCGACUGGGCUUUUUAACGUGUUCCAGACGUCCGAUGAUUUCGAUUCAAUUGUUUCACGAGUGGCUUUUGCGACAUUGUCGGGAGGACUGUUCAAGAUCAAGUGUCAUGUUCAUAUUAGUGUCAAACAAGGAACACGCGUGUUGCAUCGGCUUCCAUCCGAAUAUUCGUAUGCUUACGCACCGGGCUUUUCGUGCAAAAGUAAAAGCGAUCAUUUCACCGGGCGAGUUCCUCUCAAGUUUGAUUUUAACGGAGUGGAAGAUGUAAAAGCCUAUUGGAAAUCGCUACGCUUUUUGAGUGUCGAAGGAGCCCGGUUAGGUACCGCGUCACCUGAUCCCAACAGCGUGAGUGUAAAGCUUGACGGCGCCCUAAUUCAAUCAGCUCCUUUAUCGGAACACAAUAUUUACGUUCUGAAAGCAUGGGUUCCUCACUCAACGACAAUGACAAGAAACAGUACCGCUCGAGCUAAUGCAGCUGCUGGACCUAUUCAGGUGCUGAAGCGUAAGUACUAUCAGUCCGAUAUGUCUGCUGUGGAGGAGACUUCGCAGAAACGACGCAAGAUUGCCAAAACCAGCAACGGCUCCAUUUCCGCGUUGAUGACUCCAGUUGAUACCAGCGAAGCCGGAGUCAGUAAGUUCCGCAAGCAAGUUGGUGCCAAGAAAACUCGUCGAACGUUGACAUGGACCCUCGAAGACGAUCUCAGAUUGAUAGACCUCUACCUUGAACAGAUGUCGUGCCGGUGGUUUGUCGAGGUGCCUCUCGCCCUUCAAAAGAAAGACGAGCGUGUUGCGUUUCGGACGACGAACUUGUCUCGCACGUUGAUUUCGUGGAAGGAGCUUGGUAAGGUUUUCAAAAAGAAGCCGGUCGAGUGUAUGCUCCGUGUGAAUGAUUUACUCGAAGCACCAGCUAUUCAAGCCAGGCUGGAGAGAGCUAAGGUCACUAUUACGAAGAUGAAAAACCCUGGUGGAGGCUUUCACGAGGAGGUUGCAAUUAUGAGCCAGCCGCGGUUGACAGCAUUGCUCUGCCGAGCAUUGCAAGUGAUCCUCCACGAGCGUUCCAGCUACUACUCUGUUCUUGCGGAUAUGCUUAUGAGUAACUGGAAAGAAAGUGAAGUGAAGCUGGUAUGGAGGUAUUUGUGGCUGGCUGGGAUCAUUACACGGACACCUCAAGCAAACGAAGGGAAGAACCAAAAACAACGAGGUUUCCAAGUCCACUCGAAGGUGUUCGAAAUGAAAAGCUUGAAGAUUCCUCAUUACUUGAUGGAGACUUUCUGCGAGGCCGUCAAGUAUUCGUCGUUUAUCAAUGAAAACGUUGAUGAAGCCACGAUGGUAGCUGAGGAGAAUGAUCGGUACUUCGAGCAUGAAAUUGAAGUGAAUAUGCCAUCUGGACAGGCUGCGGUGGUAUUGUCUUCAAUGGUUUCGGGGUUCUCCCAGCUCGUUCCGUCGUAUGUAACACCUAGUAAACGCUCUGUGGACGAUCGCGAGACCCAACGGGCAGUAGCAGUUAAAGGUUUGGCCGGUCAUUUGUCGCGGCAAUGGGGUGGCGUGUUUCCGGAGAACUUUCUGAAAGAGUAUUGGACUGUGAAGUCCGUGUUUGGAGUUUCUGACGAGGUGACACAAGCUCAAAACAUCAAAGCGAUGGAGGCUUUUUCUGGUAGUCCUCGGAUUAGCGGGAUGAAACGAGAUACUAGACCCAAGCGAAGGAAAAACAUCCCGCACCAUUCACUGUCGUCGUGGCUGUCUGUUGCAUUUACCGAAGCAGCUAGUUCAGGCGUAACGCUCAACGAGUUGGGAGAAAAAUAUGCAGCAUCUGGACAUAUGAGUCACGCUGAAUGGAACACUACGCUUAGUCUGAUUCAGCGCGGGGUGGAUGAAAUGGUCCGCAAAGGGAGCGUGCUCGUGGCGAAUGGAUAUGAUCACAGUCGCUUCGUACUCCGGGAGUUUGCUGAUCUCUGGGCACUACACCCGUACCGGAUUACGGGUGAUUCAACAGCCGAAAAGGUUCACUUCUUGUUUGACAAGGACAGCACUGUUGUUGCACGGCCAUGGCUUCACUUAGAUGGAAGUGUCAACACGAAGAUGGCUCUCAAGUUGAAGCGCAAGGUCGUGAAUAUCGUCAUGUGCUGUCCUGGUAUUCAAGAUAGCGCCGUUCACAAGAAGAUGCGGAAGAUUGUUAGUCUGCAGGACAUGCGCUCGCUUCUUGAAGAACUGUUGAGUAGUGGGGUUCUUUACGCUCGAGUCUUCCGCGACCUCCAGCCCCCAUUCGCCAGCGUGUUUGACCUUCCAAAAAGCACUCUUAGCCAUGAGGCCGACAUUAUGACAUUGUCGCCCGGUGAAUUACGAUACGUGGACUUUCCCCGAGAGCGCCUGCACUACUUCCCGGCGGUCAACUGCAUGGAGCUACUUGGAGCAGAAGCGUGUGACGCUGAUCUUGGAUGAUUGACGGUGAUACCAGCAAUUGAGGCCAUGGUCGAAAAUCUUAACGUGAUAUUUAUUUGACUUGGUCUCAAUCUACAUUCCCCUCUCUUCUGGCUGGUUAUCGUACGCUUUGACCUGGUGCAUUGUAUACGCGCGAACGAGUCGGGGUUGGUGUUGUAUCUACCUUUUGCGCCCCGAGAGUCGCUAGAGUUUGUUUCUUGUGUUCGAUCAGAUUUUGAAUUACGCUUAAGACAUUCCUCUGCUUGUCGUCCAGGGUGUGACCAGUGGCUGCAGGUGCUGCAUUGUCAGCUCUGAUUGAUGAACGUUUGCCUGAAGAACUGCGCGCGAUUGAUGGAGUUCGCCGUUGUUGCUCCUGUUGUUGUUUCUGGUUAGAAACAGUGACUGAAUGCCUUGGUGUACUGGCCCCUGCUACAAGUGACACGAUGUCAACGACUCGUUCUAAAGGAGACCGUAAAACUGUGAGCUUACCUCGAGUACUUUCGUUGGUUGGCUUCGUGACAGCUUUCUGUAGGCAUACAGCUGCAGACUGAUCUUCACCCCGAAGCUUCGUCAAAGCUGCAAUGUCGGGUUUGCUUGGUUUUGGAUCUAAGAUGGGCUUGACGGUCGGAGUAAUGGGUCGAUUGAAUGAAACUCCAUUCGACUGCGCGAGCCGGUCAUACAUACUCAAGUAGGGAGCAGCUCGACACUUCGAUGGCGAGUUGGCCUUGGACAUACUCGGCGAGAAUGGUCUGGGUGGCGGUGAUAUCGGUACUGUACCUAGUUGAUACUUCUGUAGGCCCGCUCGAACGCGUUCGUGAGUGGGUUCUAUCGGAGGCGGGAGAAACAUUGUACCAUCAUAUUUUGAUGCAGGAUCUCCAGGGAGUAAUGGUUGUACAGUCAUGGCAGGGCGUGGCCGAGUCUGCUUGUGGAUCACGAACUGCUUCUUGUCAUCGUAAAUCCGUGCUGCAACACAAGAAAAGACGUUUAAUACGAUGCGAUCAAGGUUUACAAGCUGCUAACUUACAAUAUGAGAGGGACUUGGUGGCCGACACUUCUUUUGUCUUGUGUGCGGCCUUACUCCGCAUUUUCUUGUCGUCCAGAAUUAUUAGACUGGGGAUCAUGUCCAGCAUUGGAACAUGGUAGCCAGGCCUUUGACUGAGGGGGUUGCCUCGAAUAGUCAGAUGAGUAAGAUUCUGGUUGAGUGAAAGAGCUCUCAGCGCCUCUGGACUGAAGAAAGCAUGAAACCAUGGUUGAAUUAGCAGGAUGAUAAACUAAUACGACAUUUCUCGUACGUACAAUUCAAUGAGGUUGUCGGAGAUAUCUAGGUUCUCCAAACAUUCGAGUGUUUCCAGUCCUUUUGUGCUCAUAAGCCU